Lithohypha guttulata is the source of this 846-nucleotide messenger RNA. RefSeq lists its product as uncharacterized. Bases 1 to 846 code for a protein of 281 amino acids. The transcript is spliced from 4 exons. Gene Ontology annotation, molecular function: protein binding. The record is from RefSeq and is a predicted model, not a curated record. NCBI's taxonomy places the organism in Eukaryota, Fungi, Ascomycota, Eurotiomycetes, Chaetothyriales, Trichomeriaceae.
AUGUUGACUACUCGGGCUGUUACUGUGACAAAUGGUCCAGAGAAGACAUACGAUAUGCGGUGUCUUCUCAAGACUGGAGAAUUUUCAGAUUUCGAGUUUGUCUACUGUGGGCACACCUUCCACAUUCACCUAGCCAUCGUCACGAGGUACUCUGAAGACUUUCAAGAAUUAAUGAGUAACGAGAGUGAGAAAUCGCGAGACAGGGAAACCUGGCAACUGGAUCAGAGUCUACCUUCUCCUGCGACAAUUGCACGACUUCUUUACUACCUCUAUACUACCAGUUAUCCCGUCUCACACAUUGCCCACGCUGGUAUCAAGGACUUCGCCAACAUUUCCGACGAUGAUAUUGUGGAGGGUCGUGUAGACUUUGUCCACGUAAAUAUGUACGCCAUGGGCAACAAAUUCAACGUCCGCUUCCUGCCUGACACCGCAGCUCAAGCCUUCAGAGAGCUUGGUCACGGUGGCGGUGAACUCCUCAAGAAGUACUGUUGGCCGGAGCUGGCUGCACACAUCUACCACACCUCGACAACUUCUGAACGACAACUUCGGAUCAUUGUGGUUCGAGAACUGCAGUGGACCAUGAACUACAAUCGCGCUCUUCUUGGUGACGGACAGGUACUGAAUGAGACAUUGAAGAAUUUGCCUGGGAUUGCUCAUGAGCUUGCGAUUACUCCGAUAACGAGGAGGAGGCACGAAUGCUCAGCCUGCGGGAAACGACAGUGCGUCUUGGUAUUGCUAUGCAACCACCGCCCACGACACGAGGCUGACGACCUGGAGUGUUUCAAGCUCGGUCUGAAGGAGCAGGAAUGUCGGAAGUGUCAUCGCUUGGACAUCUUCAAGGAGUAA